Molecule: messenger RNA, 1826 nt
Organism: Psylliodes chrysocephalus
Lineage: Eukaryota; Metazoa; Arthropoda; Insecta; Coleoptera; Chrysomelidae
Source: the annotation of a GenBank genome assembly
AUGCCAUUAUCAUGGACCUCCCCCAACUUCAUCAAGCUAUAUUCGAACGAUUCAACAAUAAAUCCUUUACCAGAGCCGAUAACAGAAAGCCAAGAUGCCUGGAUAGGAUCCCUGUUAACAAUUGGCGCAGUCAUAGGACCAAUUCCGGCUCCCUUUUUUUGUUCAAAAUUUGGAAGGAAAAAGGCGUUACUAGCGACAGCCAUACCUUUAAUAGUAUCUUUCUUUAGUCAAGCGUUUGCUAAAAACGUGUGGACCAUUUACAUCACUAGAGUGCUUGCAGGAAUAUCGUUAGGAGCUGGAUAUGCUCUGUUACCCAUUUAUAUUGGAGAGAUUUCUGAGGAUUUUAACAGAGGAAUGUUAUCACAAGCUAUUAAUAUAUUUUGGUCGUUCGGAAACUUUUUGGUAUACGCUACAGGACCGUUUAUGUCUUAUAUGUCUUUUAACAUCAUGAUUGCUAUGUUUCCUACAUUAUUCUUCGUUUUGUUUCUUCUACUGGCGCCAGAAUCGCCGUAUUAUCUUAUAGGACACAACGAGAUGGAAAAGGCGUCAAAAUCGUUAAUGCUACUAAGAUCUAAAAAUAAAGAAGAAGUAGAGGAAGAAAUGUUGGUAAUUUCUCAACAACUUAAAGAACAAACAAAUAAUAGAGGACUAAGGGAAUUGUUCGCUACAGAUUUUGUAAGAAGAGCCUUUAUUAUAUGUCUUCUGUUAGUGUUUACUCAAGAGUUGUGUGGAUUCUCUGUUCUGUUUUUCUACAUGCAACUAAUUUUUCAAGCUUCCGGUUCUAGGCUACCAGAUCAGCAGUGCUCAUUAAUAAUGUCUGUAUUUGUGUUGUUAACUAGUUUUGUAUCUCCGUUCAUAGUCGAUAGGUUCGGUAGAAGAACGUUAUUAAUAGUGUCUUGUGUCGGGAUGUUUAUUUCGUUAACAGCUUUAGGAGCGUUCUUCUUUAUAUUAGAAGAGACCCAAAUAAGUACUGCUCCAUUAUAUUGGUUACCUCUAGCUAGUUUGAUAUCGUUUAUAUUUUUCUUUAAUUUUGGUAUGUCAGUUCCAUGGACGAUAACUUCCGAAAUUCUUCCUGGUUACGUUAAAGAAACCGCAACGACUGUCAUUACAAGUCUCAGCUGGUUGCUGGGAUUUUUGUGUACGAAAUUUUUUCAUAGCAUCACAGACAAAAUCGGGAUGGGUAGGACUUUUUGGUGUUUCGGUGUAUAUUGUCUCGUAGCUGGAAUUGUAAUAUUUUUCUUUGUGCCGGAAACUAAGGGAAGAAGUUUCAGUGAAAUUCAAGAUAUACUUAAAUACGGAGGCGUAUUUCAAUACAGCUAUAAACAGAGGCAAGAGCACCAAAUAAAUAAGCAAGAAAAGGAGAAAUAUUAAAUUUCAGUUCUAAAUUAUUUAUUGAACUGUUUUCAAGUUUCGAGGGCAGAAACUAAUAUUCAAAACCGAUACUACUUCAAGAUUUAAUUAAUUUUGAAGAACUUCAUUUAUGGAAAUGUCCAAAUUAUUAUAGUAAGAUAACCAUCUGAUUAUGUGUCAACUAGUCAUUUUAUUGUCAGCAAAAUAUUUUUAAUAGGAAUAGAACUGAUUCUAAAGAUAUUAUCAGUUAGUAAAGAAAUUAUCAGCGAUAAUACGAGUAGUACAAUGUCUUCUAUAUAUACAGGGUGAGUAAAUGCAGGUUGUUUAGAGCAAAAUAAGAUGGACUGGACUAUAGCCUGAAUAAAAGAGGAGUGCAGUAAAAGUGAGGAUAUAACGUCACAUUCCAUAGGCGUACUUUGCAAAAUGAGUUUCUAUAAUAUAAACCGGGUCACGGCAGAGUAAAUGGUAUAGAACGU